GAGAAAUAUCGUAUACUCUAUAUACAAAUGGAAUAUUGUGAAAAUAAAACCUUGAAAGAUAUCAUUGAUACAGGCGUAAAGGAAGAUGAAGGUUGGAGGUUGAUUCAUCGAGAUUUAAAACCAAGUAAUAUUUUUUUGGACAAAAACGGUGAUGUGAAGAUCGGGGAUUUUGGAUUGGCUACCACGAAUGAAAAUGAUGCAUUAUUUGAUCCGAGUACUUUCAGAAUGUCAACUUUUUACAGAAUGAACAGUAGAGAAGAUUCAAUGACUGGAGAUGUCGGAACGCUCCUUUACGGCGCGCCUGAGGUUGCUACCAAUGCUGUUGUGGGAACCCGCUAUAACCAAAAAGUGGAUAUAUAUUCCUUAGGAAUAAUUUUAUUUGAAAUUUUCUACAAAUUUACUACUGAAAUGGAACGUCGAAUGACUAUCUUAAACCUUCGAAAGCCCGAGAUAAACUUUCCAAAAGAUUUUCCAUUUGAAAAAAUGGACAAACAGGCGCAUAUUAUUCGUUUGUGCAUGCAACAUAAUUCUAAAAAUCGACCUACAAGCGUAGAUCUUUUAAAAAGUGAAUGGCUACCAGCUAAAAUUGAAGAUGAACGUUUGCAAGAAUACGUUAGAACAAUGGUUGAAUUAAUCACUCCGUUGUUGAUGCCCAAGUCCGAUAUAUAUGUUGAGGACAAAAAGGCAGUUUAUUUAAUUGAUUCAGAUGGAGGAAUUGUACAGCUUCCCUAUGACUUGACGGUACCUUUCUCAAGAUAUAUUUCACGUAACAAUAUUACAGAUCUGAAAAGAUAUGCAUUCGAUAGAGUAUACAGGGAAAACAUUGUUGGGCAGCCUCGUAUAGUUAAUGAAGCUGAUUUUGAUAUAAUUCAUUCAACACCUGCUCCUAUGGUUGCUGAAGCAGAAAUAAUAAAAGUCGUUGAUGAAAUUCUUGAAGAAUUCCCACCAUUAAAAACGAACAAUUAUUGUUUUUUUGUAAACCAUACGAGCAUCGUAGAAACAAUUUUUGAUUGCUGUAGAAUACCUGGGGAUAUUCGUCGUGGUGUAUAUAAUUUACUCGGCCAACUUGACAAGAAAUAUACGAUGAAUCAGAUCAGGACACAACUUAUGGAAAAAUAUGACUUGUCAAGGAGUGUGCUGGAUGAGCUAGUUCUUUUUGAUAUUAGAGGUGAUCUGGAUUCAAUCUCAACUACUUUGGACAAGUUGAUUCCAGCAGGUAACAUGCGUAAACGAAUACAUGAGGCAAUUAACGAUUUCAAACUUUUGUUGACAUACACACAAUGUCUUGACAUUCGUCAUAAUAUUAUAUUUGUACCAUUGUUAACGUAUAAUAAUCAUUAUUACAAGAAUGGAAUGAUCUUUCAAACUGUUGACAGUAGUCGGAAAGACGUGAUUGCUGCUGGUGGAAGAUACGACUCAUUAAUACAAAAAUUUCGGCAUCCUAUAGCAAGUGGAGCAUCUGUUGGUCGACAACAAAUAUUCGCAGUUGGAGUUAACAUAGCAGUACAAAAAAUAGUCAUUACUCUAGAAACUUAUCAAAGCGCCAUAUCUAAAAUGAUUCAAAAAAAGAAGCUUGAAGAGGAAAGGAGUUUUGGAUUUUGGGCACCAAAAAAGUGCGAUGUAUACGUUGCAAGCUUUGGCAAAAUUAUGUUACAGGAGCGCCUAGACCUUGUUCGUGAAUUGUGGGCACAUAACAUUAAAGCUGACUUCAUGUAUGAAGAACCGACAGAUCUUACUCCUGAAAUUCUGGCUUCUUCAUGCAGGGAUAAAGGGAUUAAUUGGAUAAUAAUAAUGAGACAUAAAAGUCAAGAUUUGUAUACUUUGAGAGAUGCUGCGACUAUUUUCAAAGUAAAGAAUUUGAUAUUGAAAACUGAAGAAGAAGUUCCCCGUAAUGAGCUUUGUGUAAAAUUAAAUAGUGAAAUUCAAGAACAAAUGAGAAUUGAUUUAUAUGCUUCAGGAUCCAAAUUCCACAAACAUCAUCUGAUAGCACAGACAGAUUUGACACAUGAUUUCAGCAAUACCAAUCUGCCAUUAUCAUUAGAAGCGUCUUGUAAUCGAUCAAAACUAUCUAUCAAGGCCGUUAUACCUUCCACAACAAAUAAAGGCAAUAAAAAAAUGAAACAUAAGCAAAAGCAAUUACUUAUUGAUAAAGCACAUGAUAAUAUUUCUGGAAUAAUAAAACAUAUUAACGAUGGUAGUGUUCCUGUUGUGGCAAUAGACGUAAGUCGUGAAUUGCUACGCAAAAUCUCAGAUUGUGAUGUACUAGACGAUGAGUCAUUUAAAUGUAAAAUAUUUGAUAUGGUUCCUCCGCAACAAAAAGAAUAUUUAAGUAGUAUUCAAAGUUAUCUCAAAAAACUACGAAGCAUGGAAGAUUGCAAGCAUAUUUGGUUAUAUUCACAUAGAGAUGAUUUUGG
Molecule: messenger RNA, 2414 nt
Organism: Racocetra persica
Lineage: Eukaryota; Fungi; Glomeromycota; Glomeromycetes; Diversisporales; Gigasporaceae
Source: the annotation of a GenBank genome assembly